ACAAUCGAGUACUCACGUCUCAGUAGAAUUUGCGACCGAUCCACUGCAGAUUAAGCUAGCGGUAGGUAUGGCGACGACCGAGAAGGCAGCAGUAGCCUUUGUACUUGUGUUCUCCAUGGCUAUGGCCUCAAUGGCUCAGAACACGGCGCAAGAGCAGGAGUUCCUUUCGCUCCACAAUGCUGCCCGUCGUGAGGUGGGUGUUGAGGAUGUGGUCUGGGAUGAGACCGUGGCAGCAUUCGCACGGGCCUACGCCGCGAGACGUGCUGGUGACUGCAACCUCCAGCACUCGGACCAGGCUGAGCGUGACAAGUUUGGCUACGGUGAAAAUAUUGCCAUGGGCUUCCCUGGCAGCGACAUGACAGUUGCUGCAGCCGUGCAAAUGUGGGUGAAUGAAAAGCAAGAUUAUGACAGUGCUAAUGGUAUGUGCAUGAAAGGGCGCCCGGAGGAGCUGAAGUGCGGGCACUACACGCAGGUGGUUUGGCGCAACACCAAGGCCAUCGGCUGCGCGCGUGUCAAGUGUGACAACGGUGGCAUCUUCAUCACUUGCAACUAUACACCGGCGGGCAAUGUCCUUGGAGAACGUCCAUUCUAGUCUUUUGGGGAAUAAACUUAUAAGGGUAUAUGAUAAAUAUAUUGUGUUUAUCCAUGCUACAAUAACAUGAUGUGACGUAUGUUUGCUUACCAAUGCAUUCUCGAUGUACUAUAAAUAUACUGUGUAUUUUAAGUUCAGACUAAAUAAAUGGUAUCC
Molecule: messenger RNA, 748 nt
Organism: Panicum virgatum (switchgrass)
Lineage: Eukaryota; Viridiplantae; Streptophyta; Magnoliopsida; Poales; Poaceae
Product: pathogenesis-related protein PRB1-2-like
Exons: 1
Coding region: 68-592 (174 amino acids)
Cellular component (GO): extracellular region
Source: RefSeq, a predicted model, not a curated record